AUGACACGGACGCUGGAGAUCAAGAUAACACACGCCGAGCCGCCCCUCACCACCGAGGCGCCCCUCACCACCGAGGACGGAGAGACGCUCACGAUGACCAAGCUACAAGCUCUGGCCGCCUCCCUGCUCCCCGACAAGACCGACUUCUCGAUGCGCUACACCGACUCGGACGGCGACCAAGUGACGCUCACCACCGACGCCGACGUGAACGAGCUCGAGAAGUACAUGCAGAGCGAGCAGCUGCAGACCCUCGAGGUGCUGGUCGAGCCGCGGCAGCCGCCGACCUCCCACCGCGCCGCCACCGCCGUGCACACGCAACUGCGCGGCCUCGUGACGGCCAUGUCCAAGUUGACGGCCAAGACCGACGCCAACCCCACGCCCACCAGCGCCGUGAACCUGCUCGUCGCGAGUCUGCACGCCAUGGACGUGGCCGAAGACGCAGCCGAGCUCGCGGCCAUCAAGACAGAGCUGCUGCUGGUGCUGCAAGAUGACGAGUUCCGCAGCGCCGUCCAGGAGCUGAGCGCCUCAGAAGAUUUCAAGGAGCUCGCGCACGCCAUGGUGAUGGCCAUCUACGGCCAAGACGCGCAGGCCAUCGAGGACGCGGCCACGGCGCGCUUCGACGAGCUGCUGGCCUUCGCUCAGAUCAUCUCGCUCAUGGCUGGCUUGGUGCGCUACAACGACGAAGAUGUCAACGGCGACGACGCAGCGUCGGACUCGUCCAGCUGCAGCAGCCGCUCCAGCAGUUGCUGCAGCGACGACGACGACGACGACGACGACCACGAGACGGUGGACGUCGAAGUGUUCGCAGAGCAAGUGCCGCUGCACAUGGGCGUCAUCUGCAAUGGAUGCGAGACAGCUCCGCUCGUGGGGGUCCGCUACAAGUCGCUCGAGGUGCCGCACUUCAACCUGUGCGAGGACUGCGAAGCCAGUGGCAACUACAUGCGCUACGAGCCGUUCAUCAAGAUCACGGACCCGUCGCGCGCGCCCAAGCAGAAGCGCACCUCCGACCUCGUGCAUCCGUACGUGACGUGCGACGGCUGCGAGAUGAGCCCCAUCGUGGGCGUCCGCUUCAAGUCCGACACGAAGGACGACUUCGACCUGUGCGAGGCCUGCGAGGCGGGCGGCAAGUGGACCGAGUCGCACGGGCCAUUCACCAAGAUCGAGGAGCCCAGCAUGAUGCGCGCGCUCAAGUUCACGUGCCGUCGAGGCGGCAAGUUCGGACACCACGGCACGCUCGGCCACCACCACCAUCAUGGGCACGGCCGUCGUCACGGCUGCGACGGGAAGUUCGGCCAUCACCAUGACGACCACCACCACCGUCAUCACGGCAAGUUUGGUCAUGGUGGCCGACACCAUGGCGGCAAGUUCGGCCGUCACGGUCACCGCCACCACCACGGCCCUCCCGACUUUGUCUUCCACGGCCCAUCAUUCUCAAACCACGAUGGUCCUCGGGGAUUCCCUGGCCAUGGCCCGCCAUGCCACAACGAAGGCCACUCGGAGUUUUUCGGACAUGGCCGACCGGACUUUCGUGGACACCAUGGCCACGGCCCUCCCGACUUUGUCUUCCACGGCCCAUCAUUCUCAAACCACGAUGGUCCUCGGGGAUUCCCUGGCCAUGGCCCGCCAUGCCACAACGAAGGCCACCCGGAGUUUUUCGGACAUGGCCGACCGGACUUUCGUGGACACCAUGGCCACGGCCCUCCCGACUUUGUCUUCCACGGCCCAUCAUUCUCAAACCACGAUGGUCCUCGGGGAUUCCCUGGCCAUGGCCCGCCAUGCCACAACGAAGGCCACCCGGAGUUUUUCGGACAUGGCCGACCGGACUUUCGUGGACACCAUGGCCACGGCCCUCCCGACUUUGUCUUCCACGGCCCAUCAUUCUCAAACCACGAUGGUCCUCGGGGAUUCCCUGGCCAUGGCCCGCCAUGCCACAACGAAGGCCACCCGGAGUUUUUCGGACAUGGCCGACCGGACUUUCGUGGACACCAUGACCACGGCCCUCCCGACUUUGAGGGCCGUCAUCGCCACCAUGGACCCCCUCGAUUUGGUCCUCCUGGCCACUUCGGCCGCUUUGGGCCAUCGCCUUUUGACUUCACGGAUCCGCGCGGCCCGCCGAUGUGUCCACGCGACUUCGAGCACGGCCGUCCACCAUUCCCCGAGCACCGCGGUUUCCACCGACACCACGGACGCCACACGCGGUUCUCGGAUGAGGGGGAAACUGACGAAGAGCAGGAAGGUCGUUGCCACGGACGCCGACACGCCUGGCACGGGCGUGGGCGCGGACGCGGACGCUGGAGCCAUGACACCACAGACGAAGAAGCAAGUUCCACUCAGGAGAUCCGUGACGCUGCCGCCCGCAACAACCUCGCGACCGAUGAGAACAUGGAGGUUGAAGACACCACCAACGUUCAAGUCGAGGCGAGUGGUGAGAACAUAGGCGCCGCGGAGACAGAGGGCAAGGCGAACUACAGCGAGACGCUGGCGCAACUGGCAUCCAUGGGCUUCGACGAUGUGGAGAAGAAUAUCCGCGCUCUAGAGCUGGCCAACGGAAACGUGGGCGGGGCCGUGAACGUUCUUUUGUCGGAGUGA
Molecule: messenger RNA, 2589 nt
Organism: Phytophthora sojae
Lineage: Eukaryota; Oomycota; Peronosporomycetes; Peronosporales; Peronosporaceae
Exons: 2
Coding region: 1-2589 (862 amino acids)
Molecular function (GO): protein binding; zinc ion binding
Source: RefSeq, a predicted model, not a curated record